AUGCCAAGAGUUAGUUAUUUAAAAGCUUUGGAUAUUUGGUUAGCCGUUUGUUUUAUGAUUGUUUUUUUGUCUUUAAUUAAAUUGGCUAUAAUGAAAUAUAUGAGACAACGUUUAAAAAUUGAAAAUAAUUUUAAUAAUAAUAAAUUAGAUUUAUUAUUAAAUGGACUUUUAAUGCCUAAAUUAAUUAAUUUAAUAAAUAAAAAAAGAAAAGAAAAAAUAAAGAAAAAUAAAAAACAUUCGGCUUUAAAUUUUGGAUUUACUUCAAGUAUUAAUUCUUCUUCCUCAAUUAAUAAUAAUAAACAAAAAAAUUAUUGUAAUCGUCAACGUCCACCUACACCCCCUCCACAUUUAAAACAAUUAAAUAUUAAUUUAAAUAAAAAUAUUCAACAAUCAUUUCCUCUUUCUACAAAAGAAAGAAGAAGAUCUUCACAUCUUUUAAAUUUAAAUAAAAAUUUUGAAUCUUUAUUGGUUGAAAGUGCUUUUUCUAAACUUUUAAUGAAACAAAAAUUAAAAGAAUUAAAUAAAAAUAAUUGUUGUUGUUAUUAUUGUAAUAAUGAAGAUAAAAGUGAUUUUAAAAGAAGAAGAAAAAUAUUAGUUGAUGAAAAUAAAAAUGAAUUUGUGGCUACUAAAAAAGAUAAAAACAAAUUUACCACAACUCGUUCACCAAUUAAUUCAAUUAGAAUAGGAAUUGAAUCAACAAGUUCUUCUUCAUCAUCUUCUUGUUCAACACCUACUACAAAUUCUGACAAUGAAGAAGAAAGAAAAAUAAUUUUAAAUAAAAAAGAAAAAUUAUUUUUUUGUUUUGACCAUCUUGGGAAUAUUGAAUUUUCUUCUCAAUUUAUGAGACGUUUUCAUUGGAUAUCUCAAAUGGGAUUUUUCUUUGGUUUUGUUUUGUUUUGCCUUUACUUUUUUCUUGUUUAUCCAAAUAGCAGAUCGACUAGUGUUGAUCCAGCCUGUCGAAGGGAUGAAGCAGAAUGGUUUGCUUCAAUACCGACAUAA
Meloidogyne enterolobii is the source of this 999-nucleotide messenger RNA. Lineage: Eukaryota; Metazoa; Nematoda; Chromadorea; Rhabditida; Meloidogynidae. The record is from the annotation of a GenBank genome assembly.